Molecule: messenger RNA, 822 nt
Organism: Parnassius apollo (apollo)
Lineage: Eukaryota; Metazoa; Arthropoda; Insecta; Lepidoptera; Papilionidae
Source: the annotation of a GenBank genome assembly
AUGUUUGGGCAAAUUUGGGGUGCAUUGGACCCGGCUAUAUGUGCAGCUGGUUUUCGUAAAUCAGGGAUUUAUCCCCUUAAUAAAAAUGCCAUCUCAGAAGAUAAGUUCAAUCAAGUUCUUUUGCGAGAAUGGAAACAUAAUUCAACGUGUGAUGCUACAAAUAUUAUUGAAGACCCAAUUAAGCAAGUACUGAAUGAUGUGCCGCUGUAUACUGAGCAGCCCAAAUACAGCCCGGAGUCGUUGCUAGCUCUCUCUCUAAAAAGCAUCGACUUGACUCUAUAUAUUCCUACAUUUUCGGAUUUCCCACAGAAUUCGACAGAAGAAUAUAGUGGUAACUCUUUGAACCAGCUCAGUUACGAAUCAACGAGCUCAGUAAACAUCAGGAAGCCCAAGAUUCAAAUUCUAGAAAACAGAGUUGUCAGAAAAAAACAAAAACAUUCGUCUUCGAUUGAAACUGACACAGAAAUUAUAUACGACGAAGAUAGCGACGAUUACGAUUUUUGGGAAAAAAUACUGCAUGGUAGUAGUGAUGAUGACAAAGCAGAAGAUAUAGAACUCGAUGAUGGCAAGGAAAACGAUGUUAAUUCAGUGGGUAAAAAUGAUUGGGUGCUGGUUAAAUUUUGCACAAAAAAGUCGCUCAAACAUUACGUAGGAGCAGUUGUAAAUAUAAAUGAUAACGAUUCUCCUGUAAUAAAAUAUACAAGAAGGAAAUCAAAAGCAGAAACAUCAACUGUUUUUGCUUUUCCUGUAGUGCACGACAUCUCGGAACUUAAACACGCAGAGGACAUUAUUACAAAAUUGCCCACACCUGCAAUUGGUUGA